CCUACUGUCUACUUUGCACUAGAUGUCUCAUGUUAAGUGACGAUUUCUCAUUUAAUCCGCCACUAAAAGGGCAAGUUUGUAGUAUUUUUUUAAACUAACAUUGAUACCGAGUUUUAAAUUUAAAUCGUCACCAAAUAAAAAAAAAAUGUUUUCAAAGAACUGGAGAAUGUCGGUGAUUGUGGUUUUAAUUGUAGUGAUUUCAGCAUACAUUGGUAAGUAAUAAAAAGUUUCUACCAUUUUAUGAUGCAGCAUAUUAUUGCGGAGAACGGUGCAUCAGAUCUCAAUCGAAAGUUAACACCGGAGGAAAGGGAGCAAAAGGCAGCAGAAAUGGAAAAAAAUGCAGCAAAACUGAAGGAAGAAGCAGCAGAAAUGCAGCAAAAUGCAGCAAAAAUGAAGCAAGAGGCAGCAGAAAGGCAGCAAGAGGUAGCAGAAAGGCAGCAAGAGGUAGCAGAAAGGCAGCAAGAGGUAGCAGAAAGGGAGCAAGAGGUAGCAGAAAGGGAGCUAAGAGCAAAAGAAAUGGAGCAAUGGGCAGAGGAAAUCGUCGCUAGUUAUAUAGAUUCAACUCUCAUCCCAAAAAAGGAUUUACGCGCGUUGGCGGCUGAACACCUCAAUGUAACUGUAUCAAAACAAUCGGAUUUUUGAAGUGGCGGCCGCUGCAUGUGGAUGAGGGGGAUGUUGUUUAUAUACAUUUCCCCAUGUUGGAAAAACGUUACAAAAAUUCGUACAUCCACCGAGGUCACACCUGUGUGGGGGGGGCCUCACCCAGCAGUGAUAGUUGCCGCGAAAGAAAAAGACGAUGAAACCUGUUCAGCAUUGAUAAUGACAUCAAACCCGCACCUGUCAAAACAUUCAAGAUUUGUGGAAGUUGCCGAUAAUGUGAAAGGCUAUGUAAUAACCUCUCCGCGCUGCCGUGUAGACUGUCACCUGAUUAGUCACUUCAAAGGAGUGAUUGGUCGGGUGGCACCUCAUGAGCUGAAACGAUUAUUGAACAGAAAAAAUGACAUCAAAAAUGACAUCGAAAAUGACAUCGAAAAUGACAUCGAAAAUGACAUCGAAAAUGACAUCAAAAAUGAAGUGGAGGAGCUAGCGUGUAAGAUUGUUCAAGGCUGAGCUUCUAUUAACAUUUUGAAAAAAUGAAUGAAUUUAUUUGAAAAAUAACGUGUACAUACAACAAUCGUCAAAAAUUAAGAUGUUGCAAAUAUCUCAGUUUGUAAUAUUUACCUUUGUUCAGUUCGUUCGUUUCAUUUAGUAAUACUCACAGUGGUGAGUAAUCUCUUUAGCACUGAUAUUCAUCAUCAGCACAUCUUUAGUUAUGGCACUGCCAAACAACUGUAACCCUGUAGGCAUACGAAGACUCAGGGCCCACAGUAAAGCAUCGUUUGUAGCGACACAUGUAUGGUUAAUGAACCCAGAUAUACCAGUUGGCUGUGCAGCUCACACUGCUCACAGAGGAGCUUAGGCAGCAAGACCAGAAUGAGUCUGGCGAAGAUGCUCGAUUACUAGAAAGUACCUUUUCUAGAUUAGUUACUCAGUUAGAGAACUGCAAUUCAAAGCAAGUUGCGUGUGUGUGUCCGUGCUGCAAGAAAGCACACACACUACAACACUGUGAAACGUUCACCAGUCUGUAUCCAGCUACCUCAGCUGUUACUUCGUUAUCAGUAGCUUCUUCCACCACGGACCAGUCUCCGACAUCUCUGCCGGCCGCAUCAUCGCAAUCAGUAUCUCCGCUAGCCUCAUCUGUACCUUGGUUAGUGCCUGAAGCACAGUUAGAGCAACGUAAUACUUCCAGCAAGAUCGGAGUUGCUGGCAGUAUGCAAUCAUCAGUUUCCAGCACAAAUUCCACUGCUCAGCUUGCCACACCAUUACCUCAGAAUCCGGCUGAACAUUCGCUAAUGUCCGCGCCAUACUCUUCUCAUAAUCCGGCCAAACAUUCGCUAAUGUCUGCGCCAUACCUGCACCAGAAUCCGGCAGAAUAUUCGCCAAUAUCCACGCCAUACUUGCUUCAGAAUCCGGCCAAUUGUUUGACUACAGUUGCGCCAACACUAGACCAGCCUCCAGUACACCAGUUCACUGCGGACCAGUCUCCGGCAUCUUCGCCGACCGCAUCUUCAUUAUUAGCAGCGUCGUUUAUCGCGGACCAGUCUCUGGCACCUCCACCAGCCUCAUCUCCAAGAUCAGUAGCUUCACUCACCGCAUUGUUACCUCAGCUUCCGGCCAAAUGCUCAGAUACGUUCGCGCCACUACCUAUUCCAUUUCCAGCUACUCAGCUGGCGGCACCCUUACUUCAGCUUCCAGUUCAACACUCGAAUACGUUCACUAUUUUGACUCCAGCGGCGACAUCGGCAUCGAAUACUGCGUCAUCCUGUGACUCAGGCUUGACCAACUCGCCUCAAGCAACGUUGGCUGCAGCGGCGGCGAUAACCAUGCCUUCCGCAAAUGCGCUGCUCUCUAGCAGCACCAACACCACUCCAGUCUAUGCAUCAUCACCCAGAGUAAUUCCUAGUAACCAGAUAGAAACGUCAUCAGCGCUCCCAUCUGCACCUCUUUCACCACUUUCUGUACCUGUACCAGUUCUGCCAGUCUCCGCGCAAGAUGCGCGACUAGUAGCCGCACUCACCACUCCAGUUUUGGCGCUCUUUGCGUCAGUUCCAGCAUCCGCGCGAAAUGCGCCGAUCACUGCGCGCACUGCGCCAGUUUCUGCGCUUCACACACCUGUACCAGUUGCCGCGGGUCCAGCACCAGCCACGUCCGCAUUGGCGGCUGAAUUCGCAGCUCAUCCGGCACAACUUCGCAUCGUCUCUGCAACACCUGCGCGUUCCUAUGCACAGGUAGUCAGAUCCAACUUGUCAUUAGUACUGGUCUCCACACAAGACAAGCCAGUUUUGGCACUCUCGACGCCAGUUUUAGCGCUCUCAGCACCAGUACCAGUAGCCGCACACGAUGCGCCCAAUCCUGCGCGCACUGCAUCAGUGUUAGCAGUUCAUGCGCCUGUAUCAGUUCCUCUGACGCUUACACAGACACAUCCGAGCGCAGAUACUAACCCUGCGCUCAGUACAGCAACCUUCGCAUUCUCCAACACCGCUUCCAGUAUCAUUUCCGCUCCAGUAGCCAUGCCAGCAGUGUCCGCUUCGACGGUGGCACUCAUGGCGAAUCUUGCACCUAACAGCAUCAUUUCUAUGUCAUUGGAGUGCUCACACGCGCUCCAGAAGCAGAUAACCGGACCCAAGUCAUCAUCUGAGUCUGUAGCAGUUUCUACACUGCACUCUGCAACUCAGAUGGUUGUUUCCUCAACCUCCGCGCUCUCAUUUACACCAUCGGUGCACUCAGCUUCGCUCAUACACGCACCUACUCGAGCUCAGUUGGAGGCGGAUCCAGCGGCGCCUGGUUCCCCUCCUCCGCCGCAUCCCAGCACACAGCUAGCUUCUCAUUCAUCUUUAGUGAAGAUGGAGGUGGCGUUUGAUGCGCCUCGUAUCUCUCUUACCAGUGCAAGCACAAGUACACUGCUGUCGGCACCAUCCACGUCACUCUCAGCAUUUCUAUUGAAUUCAUCAAUGAAUCGCAGCAGUAAUCGCAGCCAGUUCGCGACACAUGUACCUCUGAAGUUUUUGGCAGCAGUUCCUGCCGCGCCUAUCUCCUCAGCUCGCAAUCGAAGCACUAGUUUAGCGGUGUUCUGCAACUCAGAUGGUUGUUUCCUCAACCUCCGCGCUCUCAUUUACACCAUCGGUGCACUCAGCUUCGCUCAUACACGCACCUACUCGAGCUCAGUUGGAGGCGGAUCCAGCGGCGCCUGGUUCCCCUCCUCCGCCGCAUUCCAGCACACAGCUAAUCUCUCUUACCAGUGCAAGCACAAGUACACUGCUGUCGGCACCAUCCACGUCACUCUCAGCAUUUCUAUUGAAUUCAUCAAUGAAUCGCAGCAGUAAUCGCAGCCAGUUCGCGACACAUGUACCUCUGAAGUUUUUGGCAGCAGUUCCUGCCGCGCCUAUCUCCUCAGCUCGCAAUCGAAGCACUAGUUUAGCGGUGUUCGCCUCCCAAACCAGCAACGCGCGUUCCUCGCGCACCUGCGCA
This is a messenger RNA of Planococcus citri (citrus mealybug), 4068 nucleotides long. Its product is annotated as mucin-2-like. The transcript has 4 exons. NCBI's taxonomy places the organism in Eukaryota, Metazoa, Arthropoda, Insecta, Hemiptera, Pseudococcidae. The record is from RefSeq and is a predicted model, not a curated record. Bases 1812 to 3923 code for a protein of 703 amino acids.